AUGGCGGCGAAGGCGAGCGGGUGGGAGCCGACGGGGGCGAAGUGGAGCGAGGAGAGAGGCAAUGGACUUGUCAAGAGGGAGGAUCUGAUCAUCACAACUAAGCUGUGGAACUCAGACCAUGGCCAUGUGCUUGACGCCUGCAAGGAUAGCUUGAAGAAGCUGCAACUAGAUUAUCUCGAUCUCUAUCUUAUUCACUUCCCAGUAACACGGUGGUGA
Messenger RNA from Miscanthus lutarioriparius, 216 nucleotides. Lineage: Eukaryota; Viridiplantae; Streptophyta; Magnoliopsida; Poales; Poaceae. The record is from the annotation of a GenBank genome assembly.